UGCGCUAUUUGCGCGAUAAAUAAACAGCGGCACGCACACACAGGCGCACGCAUCGGGUUCGGGCUGGCCCGUUUGGUGCCUGCGGCCCGUCAGCCAGCGUCACAGUACCGCGUUGACUGUUUGCGUCGAAGAAGCGUACGGUUGCCGCUAAAUUCGCUGCGCAGCGUCGGCCGGUUUGGAGCGCCAAUCGAACAGCAUCGAGCUCGGCCGGUGACGGUGUGCGUGAGCUCGGGUCGGAUCGAUUGUUUACAUCGAUUUAGGGUGUGCGCGGGAGGGAUUCCAUUGCCCGCAAAUUCCCCCCACCGGGCAGCUGUGUUUGCACGCGCGCCUCUCUGUCUGUGUGCGUGUGUGUGUUUGUGGAGGGUCGUUUGGUGGUACGCGGACGACCUUGCGUGGAGCAGCAGCAGCAGCAGUAGCAGCAUCAGCCAAACCGAACUGUCAAGCCUGUCAGGGUUAAGUUCCGCAGGUGACAGUUCGGCAGGAACGGCCACAGCUAUCAGGAGCGAUGAUCGGCGCAGAUGAUCGGCAGUGGCGGGUCACGCUGGCCCUGCUGGCGGUGCUGGGCGGGCACGUACUGCUGCUGGCCGCCGACCAGAUCCUGCUCGAGGACGACCCGAUGCUGUACGAGGGUGACGCGUGCGAGCUGCGGAACGGCACGGCCGGUCUCUGCCGGCCGGCGAACCAGUGCGAGUGGGCGCAGGAGCGCCCGUGGCCACUGCACGAGCUGGUCACCUGCUCGUUCAACCAGUCGCUCCCGAUCGUCUGCUGCCCGGUGCGGCUCGAGCCCCGGCUCCAGGGCGGCACGGUGGCGAAGCGCAUCAGCGUCCGCCAGUGCGAGCAGUUCCCGAACGGGACCGGGCUGGCCGACCACAUCUUCAACGGGGUGGCGGCCCAGUUCGGCGAGUUCCCGUACAUGGCGGCGCUCGGGUACGGCGCGCCGAACGGGACCGAGGCCAGCCUGCCCUCCCUGUUCCGCUGCGGGGCCUCGCUCAUCUCGUCCCGCUUUCUGCUGACGGCUGCGCACUGCUUGCGCGAGCGGCCCGUCUUUGCCCGGCUCGGCGUGCUCGAGCUGCAGCCGGCCCGGACCGUCGACGAGCCGCUGGACAUUGCGAUCCGGCAGGCGACCCCGCACCCGGACUACCAUGCCGUCACGUACCAGAACGAUAUCGCGCUGCUCGAGCUGGCGGAACCGGUCACCGGCGACUGGCCGUUCGUCGAGCCGGUCUGCCUGUACACGAACGCGACCGGCGGCGGCGGGCUGGAGGCGCUGGCCGGCCAGCCGCUCUCGGUGCAGGGCUGGGGCACGCAGCAGCCGGGCGACACCGAGCCGGCCGCCCGCCUGAUGAAGGCGAACGUCAGCCUGGUGGAGCGGGACGCUUGCGCCGCCAGCAUACCGCGGACGCGCCGCAACCCGACCGGCCUGCAUCCCGGCCAGCUGUGUGCGCUCGGGCGCAACGAGCAGAACGAAACGGUGGCCGACACCUGUCCGGGCGAUUCGGGCGGCCCGCUGGCGCUGAACGUGGACGGGCGCCACUAUCUGGUCGGCAUCACGUCCAGCGGCUACUCGUGCGGAUCGCCCAUCCCGGGCAUCUACACCGAGGUGGCGCGCUACCUCGACUGGGUCGAAUCGAUCGUGUGGCCGGACGUGUGACCGUCGUCGCACGUCGCACAUCGCAAAACAAAAUGCCCAAACUAAAGGCAAGAUUUAUCUAGGGUGUAAUGUACUCGUUUGUAAUAAAACAAAAUUACUCAUAAUUGAUACGGAA
Molecule: messenger RNA, 1766 nt
Organism: Anopheles arabiensis
Lineage: Eukaryota; Metazoa; Arthropoda; Insecta; Diptera; Culicidae
Product: serine protease persephone-like
Exons: 2
Coding region: 506-1651 (381 amino acids)
Biological process (GO): proteolysis
Molecular function (GO): serine-type endopeptidase activity
Source: RefSeq, a predicted model, not a curated record